AUGUUCGACGCUCAGAAGGCCGCGGUGCCGUCCUUCAUGGCAGCUCCGACGUUCCCUCAGUCAAGAGAGUCAACCCUGACACCAAGCGACUCGAGCUCAAACUACGAUGAGAUGGAAAAAGACAUCACACUUGCGAGCUCCGCCGCGUCAUUUCAAGAUAUACGAAUCGACCCUAUUCUGCUACCCCCAGUCCCGUACAGCGAGCUAUCAAGGAUACCUUCCAUCAAGUCAGAACAGGCCGAGGUUGUGAAUGACGAGGAUAAUGUCGAGUAUCCAAAGGGAAUGAAGCUGGCUCUGAUUGUCACUGCGUUGUGUUUCAGUGUGUUUUUGAUGGCUCUGGACAACUCCAUCAUAGCUACUGCCAUCCCUCGCAUCACGGAUGAGUUCAAGAGCUUGAAUGACGUCGGCUGGUACGGUAGCGCCUACCUCCUGACGACAGCCUCACUCCAGCUGCUAUUCGGCAAGUUUUACAGCUUCUUCAGCAUCAAGUGGGUGUAUCUUGUCACCAUCGCCAUCUUCGAGCUUGGCAGCUUGAUCUGUGGCAUCGCGCCCAACAGCAUCGCGCUCAUCAUCGGCCGUGCCAUCGCCGGAGUCGGAUCAGCUGGCAUCUUUGCCGGGGCACUCAUCAUCCUCGCCUACAGCGUGCCCCUUGAGAAACGCCCCAUUUACACCGGUGCUGUCGGUAGCAUGUGGGGCAUCUCGUCCGUCGCUGGCCCUUUGCUGGGUGGUGUCUUCACGGAUAGUCUCACGUGGCGAUGGUGCUUCUACAUCAACCUGCCGAUCGGAGCUGUCACCAUUAUCGUCAUUCUCUUCUUCUUCCCUGACCCCGUCCGCUCCAUUCCUCAGGAGACGUGGCGUACGCGCCUUAUCCAGAUGGACCCCCUCGGAAACAUGCUUUUCAUGCCGGCCAUCAUCUGUCUCCUACUCGCCCUCCACUGGGGUGGCGUCACAUACCCCUGGGCCUCUGCCCGCGUCAUCGCUCUCUUCCUUAUUUUUGGCUUCGGUAUGGCAGGUUUCCUGUACUUGCAGUACCUCGGCCAGGAAAACGCCACAGUGCCGCCGCGCAUCUUCAAGCAACGCUCAGUCUGGUCAUCCUCCUUCUUCGCCUUCAACACCGGCGCCGCAUUCCUGUUGUCUGUCUACUUCCUACCCAUCUGGUUCCAAUCUGUCCAGGGCGUUUCAGCCGUCAACUCGGGAGUCAGGAACUUGCCCAUGUUGGUCAGCAACAUCAUCGCCUCACUUGUGGCGGGCGCCGCCGUCACCAUAUGGGGCUACUAUACCCCUUGGAUGAUUCUCGGCUCCAUUCUCAUGGGAAUCGGAUACGGUCUCAUCUCCACCUUCAACCCCAAUACGUCCUCUGCGAUGUGGAUCGGCUACCAAAUCCUCGCCGGCGCUGGAGUCGGCGCCGCUAUGCAGCAGCCUCUGAUGGCGGUGCAGGUGGUCCUCGAGAUGGCCGACGUGCCCACGGGAACCGCCAUCAUCAUCUUUACACAGACAGUUGGCGGUGCCAUCUUCGUCGCCAUCGGCCAAACAGUCUUUACCAACAAGCUCGUCGAGAGCCUGGUGGAGUACAUCCCAGACAUUGACCCCCAUUCCGUCAUCGCCGCGGGUGUGACAGCUAUCCGAAAGACCAUUGAGCCAGCUCUAUUGCCUGCGGUUGAGCAUGCCUACAGUGACGCCUUGGCACAAGCGUUCCUCGUGAGCGCCGUGACGGCCUCUGCGACCAUCAUUGGCUCGGUAUUUGUGGAGUGGAAGAGUGUCAAGGGCAAGGACGUCCACGUCGGCAUGGCGUAG
This is a messenger RNA of Colletotrichum orchidophilum, 1794 nucleotides long. RefSeq names its product major facilitator superfamily transporter. The record is from RefSeq and is a predicted model, not a curated record. NCBI's taxonomy places the organism in Eukaryota, Fungi, Ascomycota, Sordariomycetes, Glomerellales, Glomerellaceae. The coding region runs from base 1 to 1794 and encodes 597 amino acids. Gene Ontology annotation, molecular function: transmembrane transporter activity. The transcript is spliced from 3 exons. Gene Ontology annotation, biological process: transmembrane transport.